Molecule: messenger RNA, 900 nt
Organism: Fusarium poae
Lineage: Eukaryota; Fungi; Ascomycota; Sordariomycetes; Hypocreales; Nectriaceae
Exons: 1
Coding region: 1-900 (299 amino acids)
Molecular function (GO): oxidoreductase activity
Source: RefSeq, a predicted model, not a curated record
AUGUCUGCUCUCAAGAACAUCGCUAUCGCUGGUGCCGCAGGUGACCUCGGCUCAGCUGUCUUUAGCGCUCUCGUCAACUCAUCCAGAUUCAAUCUCACUGUUCUCACCCGCAAGGACUCAAAGAGCACUUUCCCCUCUGGCACAAAGGUCGUCCAAGUCGACUACGACUCUCUUGAGUCUCUCACGGCCGCUCUCCAAGGCCAAGACGCUGUCGUCUCUACAGUCGGUAGUCUCGCCAUCCCCAGCCAAAACCUUCUCAUCGACGCCGCUGUUGCCGCAGGCGUCAAGCGUUUCCUCCCCUCCGAAUUCGGAUCCAACCUUGUCGUUCCCAGUGUAAGGAAGCUUCCUGUCUUUGGCACAAAGGUCGCCAUCGAGGAUAAACUCAUUGAUCUCGCCAAGCAAGGAAAGAUUACUUACACUUUUGUUUACAACGGUGCCUUCCUCGAUUGGGGUAUCAAGCAGAACUUUCUCUUGGACUUUGCCUCGCCCGAGAUUACCCUCUGGGAUGGAGGUAAUGCCGAGUUUAGCACUACCACUCUUGCUACCGUUGGUGAUGCUGUGGUCGGUGUCUUGACCCAUCCCCAAGAGACACAGGACCGUAUUGUUUAUGUCCAAGAUACCGUUCUGACACAGAAGAAGUUGCUGGAACUUGCCAAGGAGGUCAGCCCUGAGAAGGAGUGGAAGGUCAAGGAUGGCAAGAUUGAUGAUCUUACUGCCCAGUCUGAUGCCAAUGUUGCCAAGGGUAUCUACGACUGGCCUACCCUGUCGGCUUACUUGUUCCGAAGUCUCUUUGAUGCGAAGAGUGUUCCCAAGUACGAGAAGCUUGAUAAUGAGUUGCUUGGUAUUAAGGGUGUCACUGAUGAGCAGAUCAAGGAGUUCCUCAAGGCUCAUAUCCAGUAG